AUGAGACUCACUCUCUAUUUGAUCAUGUUGAUUCAUACUUGCAUCGUUGUGUUUGCUAUAAAAAAUAAUGUGACAUUACCCAAGUUCUCGUCCAUUUUAGUCUUUGGAGAUUCACAAGUGGAUACAGGUAAUAACAACUACAUUAAUACUCUAGUUAAGGCAAAUCAUCUCCCUUAUGGUAAGGAUUUCCCUGGUCACAUACCCACUGGUAGAUUCUCUAAUGGAAAAUUAGUUCCUGACUUCCUUGCCUCUAUAUUGAACAUCAAAGAUACUGUCCCUCCUUUUCUGGAGCCAAACCUAUCAAAUAAAGAGCUUUUAACUGGUGUUACUUUUGCAUCAGCUGGAUCAGGUUUUGAUGAAGUGACUUCAGCUCCACUCAAGACCAUAUCAAUGUUCAAGCAAAUUGAAUAUUUCAAAGCUUAUAUAGCAAAGCUCAAAUACAUUGUAGGAGAAAAUGAAACAAAAUGGAUACUUGAAAAUGCUCUCCUUGUUGUUUGUGUAGGACCUAAUGACUUCAUUUUCAAUUUUUAUGAUCUCCCCUUGAGAAGUUUGAUGUUUAGCAUGGAUAAGUACCAAGAUUACCUGCUUGAUAAGCUUCAAAUCUUCGUUAAGGUCCUAUAUGACCUUGGAUGCCGAAAAAUAGGUGUUGCUGGACUUCCUCCUAUUGGUUGCCUACCUAUUCAAAUAACAGUAAAGUUGGGAAGGGGUCGGCAAUGUAUAGAGAGUGAGAAUUCAGAUUCUGAGUUAUAUAAUAAAAAAUUGAUGCAGAUAUUACCUCAAGUACAAGCUAUGCUUCCCGGAAGCAGAGUUGUUUAUGCAGACUUGUAUUAUUUUACACUCGACCUUGUCCAUCAACCUGGAAAAUACGGUAUCUUGGUGACAAACGAUGGGUGUUGCGGGAGUGGCUUAAUUGAAGUAUCACCAUUUUGUAAUGAAUUCACACCAGUAUGCGAUGACCCUUCAAAAUAUAUAUUUUGGGACAGUGUCCAUUUUAGUGAAGCAUCAUACCUGUAUCUUGCUAAGCAUAUUGAAAAAGACGUCCUGCCCCAGUUCAACUCUUACCUUAUCUUACCAUGUAUAAAAGUUAAAGCAAUGACCUACACAAUUCACUUCAUCGUUAUGAUGCAAGUUUGCACCAUUGUUGCUGCUGCAAGCAAUGACUUAAUGAGACUCAAUUUUUCAUCUAUUCUGGUGUUUGGAGAUUCAACAGUAGACACAGGCAACAACAAUUACAUAAACACUUUGGCCAAAGGAAAUCAUUUGCCUUAUGGCAAGGAUUUCCCAGGCCAUGUGGCAUCUGGUAGAUUCUCUAAUGGAAAAUUGGUUCCUGACUUCAUUGCCUCUACGUUGAAUCUCAAAGACACUGUUCCUCCUUUCCUUGAUCCAAAGCUAUCAAAUGAAGAACUUCUUACAGGUGUAAGCUUUGCAUCUGGGGGAUCAGGUUUUGAUGAUUUGACUACAGUUUUAUCCGGUGCUAUAUCAGUGUCUAAGCAAAUUAAAUACUUCAAAGAAUAUGUGUCAAAGCUGAAGCGCAUUGCAGGAGAAAAUGAAGCUAAACGAAUACUUGGAAAUGCUCUGGUUAUUAUUAGUGCAGGAACUAAUGAUUUCCUUUUCAAUUUUUAUGACAUUCCCAUUAGAAAAUUGGAGUUCAACAUGAGUGGAUACCAAGAUUAUGUGCAGAAUAGGCUUCGAAUCUUCAUCAAGGAACUAUACGACCUUGGAUGCAGAAAAUUCGCUGUCACUGGGCUUCCUCCCAUCGGUUGCAUACCCCUUCAAAUAACAGCCAAGUUUUCAUUUUCAAAGGAUCGCAAAUGUGUGGCAAAAGAGAAUUCAGAUGCCAAACUUUACAAUCGAAAAUUAUCACAGCGAUUGCUUCAAUUCCAAGCAAUGCUUCCAGGAAGCAGAGUUGUUUACACUGAUCUUUAUGAGCCAUGUAUCAACCUUAUCAAUCAUCCACAAAAAUACGGUUUCAAGGAAAGUAGUAGAGGGUGUUGCGGAACUGGCUUAUUUGAAGUAACACCGUUUUGUAAUGAAAUCACACCGAUAUGUGAUGACGCCUCAAAAUAUGUAUUUUGGGACAGUGUCCAUCCGACAGAAGCAGCCUACCAGUAUUUUGCCAAGUACAUCCAAAUGGAAGUACUGCCCAAGUUCCAACAUGAUGCGUAUUAUAUUUUAUAA
Molecule: messenger RNA, 2178 nt
Organism: Abrus precatorius (Indian licorice)
Lineage: Eukaryota; Viridiplantae; Streptophyta; Magnoliopsida; Fabales; Fabaceae
Exons: 6
Coding region: 1-2178 (725 amino acids)
Molecular function (GO): hydrolase activity, acting on ester bonds
Source: RefSeq, a predicted model, not a curated record